Messenger RNA from Meyerozyma guilliermondii ATCC 6260, 771 nucleotides. RefSeq lists its product as uncharacterized. Gene Ontology annotation, cellular component: plasma membrane. The record is from RefSeq and is a predicted model, not a curated record. The transcript has a single exon. Gene Ontology annotation, molecular function: G protein-coupled receptor activity. The coding region runs from base 1 to 771 and encodes 256 amino acids. Gene Ontology annotation, biological process: adenylate cyclase-activating G protein-coupled receptor signaling pathway. Lineage: Eukaryota; Fungi; Ascomycota; Pichiomycetes; Serinales; Debaryomycetaceae.
AUGUGCAACUUGCUAUUUGCCCGGCUGGACGAGAUCACCCUGGAUGUGAGGCGAUAUACUGAACAUGAGGCUCUAGUAAGUCGCACCUUGUCGAUUGUAUCGUCGUCGUUGUCGUUGAUUUCUGGACUAAUUUCGUUGUACUUUUUUUGGCGACUCAGCCGCAACAGAAAACUCAUCUUUAGGCACCAGUUGAUUCUUUUCUUAGUAUCGUAUGACUUCAUCAAGGCGUUGUUUCUAUUAAUGUAUCCCGCACGAGUGAUUGCAAGAAGUUCGGUUUAUUAUGAUGUUCCGUUUUGCAAAGUGGUGGGAUUUUUCACCGCCAUGUCCAUUGAGGGCUCAGACUUGGCUAUUGUCAGCUUUGCUGUCCAUGUGGCACUCCUCAUCUAUCGUCCAAAUGUCAAGGUGAACACUGGUUCUGCCACAGAAGGUGGCUUGUAUCCGUACCGAAAUUACGUCUAUAUUGUGUCCAUUGUCAUCCCCAUUCUUUUGGCUUCCUUGGCUUUUGCCAGUCCUAUCAGCUACACCCCAUUGACUAAUUGGUGCUACUUGUCCACGGAGGCAGUUUGGUGCCGAUUGGCGUUGAGUUGGGUGCCUCGCUACAUCAUCAUAGUUGCAAUAUUUGUCAUUUACGGAUGCGUUUAUCGCCACGUUACUAAACAAUAUAGUGUCGUGGCUCGAAGGUUGCGGGGGGGCAAAAAAGGUGAACGGUUAUGGAAACGGUCCUUGAAAAUGUUAACUUUUUAUUUUAUUUUCCAAUGUGGAAUUGGCUAG